AUGCAUUACGAUCCGCUAAUUGAAACAGCAUCGGUCUGCGAUCCGACCGAAAAUCUUCCCUCCACUUCAUGUCGAACAUGUAAAAACAAAUUAAUGAAAAAACAAACGAUUGAUCAUACUCCAGUCGAAUGUCUUCAUCAACGAUGUGAAUAUUUAGAAAAUGAAGUAACUCGUUUGAAGGAUCAUGAUAUGAAAUCACGAUUGCAAAUCAAAGAACUCGAAACGAAAGUCUUGGCUUUGGAAGAAGUUAUCAAAGGAUUAACAACAACAAAACCAGUCCAAGCGACUCCGUUUAGUUUAGGUGAACGAAAAAAAUUGCAUCAAUCCUUUCAAAAAGCCAAUUCAGAAGAUAUGUCAAAAGAUAUUAACUAUGAUAAUAUUAUUCGACCUCCAAGGACAAAUAGUCGAGAACGUCUUGGACUUUUCGGAAGUCUUGGAGCAUCAUCACAACAUCAUUAA
Messenger RNA from Adineta ricciae, 459 nucleotides. NCBI's taxonomy places the organism in Eukaryota, Metazoa, Rotifera, Eurotatoria, Adinetida, Adinetidae. The record is from the annotation of a GenBank genome assembly.